AUGACCAAUUUUCUGUUCGCCAAAAACAAAAUAGAUUUUGUUGAUGGAACCCUCAAGAAACCAGAAACCACAGCGCCCGAAUACAAGCCAUGGAUGCGAUGCGAUGCUAUGAUAAAAGGAUGGCUUUCUGCGGCCAUGGAGAAGAACAUACGUGAUAGUGUGAAAUAUGCUAGCACUUCAGCCGAGAUUUGGUCAGAUCUGCAGGAGAGAUUCGGAAAAGAAAGUGCACCGAGAGGCUAUGAAUUGAAACAAAAGAUAGUAGCAACCAGGCAAGACGGGGCCAUGGUUUCUACGUACUACACGAAACUCCGAUCUUUGUGGGAUGAAGCGGGUCAGUUUUUUCCCUGUUGCACCUGCAACACGUGCAUAUGCGAAGUCGGUAAGAAAUUGUUGAACAUAUUGAAAAGGAGAGGUUGUAUGAAUUUCUUAUGGGGCUCGAUAGUGAAUUUGCUGUUAUAA
Helianthus annuus (common sunflower) is the source of this 459-nucleotide messenger RNA. RefSeq lists its product as uncharacterized. Lineage: Eukaryota; Viridiplantae; Streptophyta; Magnoliopsida; Asterales; Asteraceae. The coding region runs from base 1 to 459 and encodes 152 amino acids. The transcript has a single exon. The record is from RefSeq and is a predicted model, not a curated record.